Molecule: messenger RNA, 5284 nt
Organism: Juglans regia (Persian walnut)
Lineage: Eukaryota; Viridiplantae; Streptophyta; Magnoliopsida; Fagales; Juglandaceae
Product: integrator complex subunit 3 homolog
Exons: 6
Coding region: 948-3899 (983 amino acids)
Cellular component (GO): cytoplasm
Source: RefSeq, a predicted model, not a curated record
GCGGAAUAUCGAACAUAUUCAUCCCUUUACACACAAACUUUCUCACGUUGCUCGGAAGUUCUUGCUCCGCUUUGAUUUUGUUUUUUGGUCCUCUCUUUCACGGCAUAAAUCGGUACAGUGCCCAACUGCCCAGCCAACACUGUUGGACGCCACCCUUGCACCACCAGAAGCCAAGCGCCACCUUAAGCCGUACAGAUCAAGCAGCCCAGCCUUGCAAAACUGGGAGCAACUCACGCAAACUCUGUUUCUUUCUUUCCGUAUCGUCUCUCUCUGUCCGUCUCUCUAUCUUCUCUGUAAUUUUUAUUUUCCGUCGCCCCUCCCCACCCCGUCCGUCUCUGCCUCGCCGGCCGGUAAGUCUCUCUUGUCCAUCUCCAUCUUCGUCUACCUGUCCCUCUUGGGUUCUCUCUUCACUCUCUCCAUCUCUCUCAGUUCGCUCUCUCUCUUCUCCCUGUUGUGCCGCCGCCGUCCAAGCCCUACACUACGAGCACGCCGUCCCUCCCUUCGCCACCAAUACGCCUCUGUUUCUCUCUCUUCUCUGUACACGAAGCUGCAACCCGUAGCGGCUUCACACCACCGUCGUCCUCCGCUCCACACCAGUUUCCCGCCCCUCGGUCUCUACCCUGCAGUCGCCACCUUUCACGCCUCGCACUCCGUCCAGCCAGAGCACGUUGCCGUUGUUAACACGUCGUAUCCCACCGCUGGCUGCCACACCACGUCCAGCUUGCCGCCUCACUCUAUCGAACAUCCUUCGCGCAACACCAUUCGCCCCACAAAUCCGACCGACUACUCUCCGAGUUGGGUUUGGAAAUGCUGACUGAUUUGGGAUGUUUUGCUAACUGUGGAUAUGGAGUUCUGUUGAAGUGGAGCGUAUUGGGCAUGGCUUUAUAUUUAGUUUGAGGUUUUGAAGGGGUUAAAGAUUUCACCCCCGAGUACGGGGCGUGACACACAUGGCCUCAAAUCUCAUCCAAGUCGCUUCCUAUGAAGCUGAGAACCAGACAGAACUCUCUCUAAGGCAAGCCUUUGAGCUUCUGAAACCUAAACUAAGACCCCCAUUUGCGUUAACAAUCCCAGAUCAGCAAGAAUAUGACCAGCUCAACCGGGCCAUUGUUUACGGGUUUUUAUGUGAACCCCAUAAUGCCAAAACCCAUAUUAAGCACCUACAUGCACUUGUCACUGAUGGAUAUGCCUUAUUUGUCCAUUUGCUUGUCAAGGUUGUUCAAGAAUUGUACACAAAACUUGUUGACUCGGUGAAAAAACAGUUGGUUUGGGUUGCUAAGGAGAUGAUUGAUGUCUCCGGGGUAGGGGUUGAUGGACUUUUGGUGUGCUUACUGAGGCAAAUUGUUGGUGGAGAUUUUUCUGAGGGGAAUCUGUGGCUGUGCUCUGAGUUGGUGAGAAUCUUUUUGGCCAAAUGGGAUUGCUUAUUAGAAGAGGAACCACUAGUUCUUACUAGUGCUUUAUACACGUAUCUUCGGUUAUUGGCUGAUCAUUGUAUGUUAGUGAAUAAUGUGAAUUUAGAGGCAUUGAAGCAGUUGGAGAUUGAUUUUUGUGUCAAAGUAGUAAGGGAGCAGUUUCAUUUGUGUUUGAGAAUUGGGAGGGAUUUUAUUAGAGUUCUUCAAGAUUUGGUACACAUGCCCGAGUUUAGAGCUAUAUGGAAAGAUUUAGUAUUGAACCCAAGCAAGUUUAAGACUCCAGGAUUUUCUGAUAUUUCACAGUUCUAUCACACAAGGACUUCAAGUCGGUAUUCUUUACUUAGGAUUACCCCAGAAAUGGAGACCCAAUUGCGGUUUUUACUCACACAUGUAAAGUUAGGGAGUCAGUCGCGGCACCUGGAAUGGUUUGCUAAGAAGUUUCUCUGUGGGGUGGAGAGAGAGACUCUUUUGAGCGACAUUGUUCGGUUUAUAUGUUGUGCACACCACCCAACUAAUGAAAUUAUUCAGUCAGAUGUUGUUCCGAGAUGGGUAGUUAUUGGUUGGCUUAUGAGACUUUGUAGGAAAAAUCAUGUUGGAGCCAAUAUGAAGCUGGCUUUAUUUUAUGAUUGGCUCUUUUUUGAUGAAAGAGUAGAUAAUAUUAUGAACAUUGAACCUGCAAUGCUACUGAUGGUAUAUUCCAUUCCCAGAUACAUCGACAUGACUCACACCCUUCUCGAAUUUUUGUUUCUCGUCUUAGACAGCUAUGAUUUACAACAUAAUGACAUUAUAGUUAGGGGUGUGUCAUCAGCUUUCAGUGUGCUUCUUAGGAAAGGAGUGAUUCAGUCUUUUGAUGUUUUGACUUCUAGUGAUGCAAUUUCUCCUUUUCUGAGGGAGAGGCUUGGAAGGUUUUUGUCUGGUAGGAAAAUGGGAUUUAUUAAAGACCUGCAGCCAGAAAAUUAUCCUCACAACUUUUUGACACCUCUGACCUUGCCAAAAUCAUCCUGUGUGGAAACUGUGGCACCAUCACUGAAAGGGCAACUUACCUGCACCCAGGAAGAUGGGUUUGCCACCAAACCAGUUGAUUCUUCUGUUCCAUCCAUUGUGACUGGUGAACACCAAGUUGUUUCUGCCGAUAAUUUAGUUCAAAAUUUUGGGGAAAAGAUUAAGAAGUUGUGUGUAGUAGGCUGUCAGACCUUGGAGGAGAAAUUAUAUUCAUUUCUGAAUCUUAACAAUCAAAAAACAAUGAGCCGUACAAUAUGCAAUGAAGUUUUAUCUUCUACAAUAUCAAAGGAAUUUGAGUUGAAUGGUUAUAAAAUAUUUUCUUUACUUCAAUAUCUUCCAGAUAAUCUUGACUGUGAUGAUGAAAUAGGAUCUGCCACUGCCUUACUUAUACGUGCCUGUAUCUUUUCUCAACCUAAGAUGCAGGACAUGCUUCUAUCCUGGUCAAGGAAUGGCUUUUCGGUGGGAGCACGAUUACUAUCUUAUGCAUCAAGACUAGCUUAUGAGGCAUCCAUGGCAGAUUGUUUGGGUGAUACAAUGGUCGAUAAAGAUUCUGCUAAAAGAAGUGAUUUACCUUUAUUGAUCUUUCAUAUUGAUGGGUAUAUUUCUUUUCUGCAAGGUGAAAAGGAGAGUUCUUUCUCAGCUCUUGUUUCUACUGCAAAUAUAGACAAUAAGGUAGUCUCACAGUUGGUAAAUAGUGCUUUUGCUGCUUACAGAAGUUUUCUUGAGUGUUCAAGGACUAUAUUAUAUAAAGAUGAUGAUACAUCUCUGACGAAGCUCCUCAUUUCUGACUUAAUGUCUUGUGCUGAAUGGGGGAGGAAAAGAUUGAAAAGUUUGUUCUGCGGUGUUUUUCAUCAUCUUCCUGAUUUGUCCAUUGGUAAGGAAGACAUGAUCAAGUUACUUGUUAGUCGGUUGGAUCACACCGGUCUAGUUGAUGUACAAUUUGAAAUUGGCUUGAAAAAACUCUCUGUAUUUGGUGAGAACACCGAAACCAUUUUGCACUUAAUAGAGAGCUCUCUUGAUUGGAGCUGUUUGGAGCAACGUAAUUUCUGGGGGUUGAUUAGAUCGGAGCUUGCUGCUUCCAAGGUUCAACUAGAGAAGGUGAUUUUGGAGUUUUUCUGCUCAGAUGAACUGGACACUAAAAGAGUUGCCAUUGCAGUUGAAGGCCUUCUGACACUAUGCUGCUGUUGCGCACCCACUCCUGAGCUUGUUGGGGCAAUCAUGUUAUUACCUAGUAAUGCGUUCCAUGAUUUUGCUGCUGCUGUUUUAGCAACAUGGGUCGUGUCUAAUGCCACGAUGUUAUUUGAUAGCUUAGCUGAUUUUUCUGAGAAGUUUGAUAGCAAGACUAGGGAUUCUAAUCUUCCCAAUUCGGCUGGGAUUGUGGUGAAUCAUUCUGCCAUUUUAUGGUUAUUCAAUAAUUUUGAUGCAAAAGGGAUGAAUGGCUCUGAUAUUUUGAGAAAACUCUCCCUAGAUAUUCCAGACAAAAAGUAGUGCAGCAGUUCUGAAGAAUAGUUGAGAAUGCCCUUUUUUAAUCAAAAGAUGAGCUAGAGUGCCCUACUCUCUACUGAUAUUCCCAACCUCAACAAGAUCAAAUGUUCUGUUAAUAUCUGCUGAGUAGCUAUAUUUGCCAAGCUUCUGUAAAUUGCUCCCAAUGGUAUGCUGUUUCAUGAGCUCCAAACUAUGGAGAGAAGCCUUUUCCUGGAACUGGAAAGAGUAAUAAUGCCACAACGAGCAGAAAUUCCUGUAGGUUACAUAAAUGCUCUUUCCGUGGGAAGUUACACUUAAGUAAAUCCAGCAGCUAGCGGGAGCUUUAAGCUUUUAUCUCAACUCAUCUCAUCUUAUCUCAUCUCAUCUGCAAAAACAAACGAGGCUUAUUCAAUAUCUUGGAACUCAGUUUCACGUGGUUUAAUGUUCCUUGAAGAGAUUGGCGAUCAUGGAGAAUAUAGUGGCAGUUGCAAUGGUCACUCGAAGGCUUCUUUUGGAAGAACCUGAGAUAGCAAUGCUAUCUAUUUCCAUCACUGAUUGAGAUCAGAUAGAAUCAUACAUCAUCAUCCAUUAAAAGUUCUUUUUCCAGGCUUGGGCUCAACUCCAAUCGAUGCCAAUCAUACAUGCUUCUCAUGACUAUUAUCAGUUUGAGCUGAGAUUAGCUUGGACUGUUUAGGAACGUUUGAAAAGAUUACAAGCGAUGCUUCUGUGGCUGUCUUGCUAAACAAACAAACUUGAAACCCAGUUUAAACUCUGCCAGUUGAAGCUGAUGAAAAGCUUGAGCAAGAUUUUAAUUAACUUUGUUUCACCUGAUGAAAAACUCUGCCAUCACUGUCCAUGGUAUAAGAGUGCUCAUGGGACACUAGACUAGAAUUCUGUGUGGGAUCCUCCUCCUGCAGGGAUCAUCAAAAUCAAUUGGGGCGCUGCACUGAAUGAGACUAAAGAUAGUGUUGGUAUUGGAUUGGUGGCUCGUGACCAUGAGGGUAGCAUCUUGGCCACUAAGAAGCUGUCCAAAACUGGCUUCAUGGACACACUCUUGGCAGAAGCAAUAGGGGGUUUCCAAGCUGCUGUAUUGGCUAACGAAUUGGGAUUGAACUCCGCUAUUCUGGAAGGGGAUGCUCUACAGAUUGUUAAUGGGAUCAGUCAUCAGCUUGAAAGGUGGGAUAGUGUGGGAAUGAUCUUGACAGAUACUAGAAUGUUACUAUCUAGGUUGAGUCAUUGGCAAGUGGUGUUUGUAAGGAGAAGUGGCAAUGAUUUUGCUCACUGUCUCUAGCUAAGGAUUCCUUAGAGCUAGCUGAGGAUUCGGUUGUACUGGUUGUUAGACCAGGUUGUAAUCUUGUAUCCUCUUCGAUUUGAGAUUAAUAAAGUCUUAUGAUUCAUUUAAAAAAAAA